AGUAAUAAUAUUUAUUCUUUAAUAAGUCAAAAUUUUGGUGCAUUUUUAUUUUUAAUUAUUGCAAUAUUAAUAUCCAUAUAUUUCUUUGUUUCUAGUAAUAAUAAUAAUACUAAUAAAACUAUGACAAAACUAAAAGUUGGAGACACCGCACCAUCAUUCAAAGAUAUCCCAGAUGGUAAAGGUAAUUUACAUUCUCUCGAAAACUAUGCAGGUAAAAUUUUAGUAUUGUAUUUUUAUCCAAAAUCAUUUACACCAGGAUGCACUAAACAAGCUUGUGAAUUUAGAGAUAAAUAUGAAGCAUUCAGCGAAGCUGGUGCAGUUGUUAUUGGUGUCAGUUCAGAUAGUCAAGAUUCACAAUCAAAAUUCCAAGAUAAAUAUCGUUUACCAUUUCCAAUUUUAUCGGAUAAUAAAGGAGAACUUGCUAAAUUAUAUGGUGUCGAAAAGGAAUUAUUAAUUUUACCAGGUCGUACAACCUUUAUUAUCGAUAAAGAUCAAAAAAUUGCCCAUACUUAUACAAAUAUGUUUAAAGCAACUUCCCACAUUGAUGAAUCUUUAAAAAUUAUAGAAAAACUCAAAUAAUAAAUUUUCAAACUAAUAAAAAAAUAAACUAUAAAUUUUUUUAAAUUC
Messenger RNA from Dictyostelium purpureum, 627 nucleotides. RefSeq lists its product as uncharacterized. The transcript has 3 exons. The coding region runs from base 121 to 579 and encodes 152 amino acids. The record is from RefSeq and is a predicted model, not a curated record. Gene Ontology annotation, biological process: cellular response to oxidative stress; cell redox homeostasis. Gene Ontology annotation, cellular component: cytoplasm. Lineage: Eukaryota; Evosea; Eumycetozoa; Dictyosteliales; Dictyosteliaceae. Gene Ontology annotation, molecular function: thioredoxin peroxidase activity.